AUGCCAAAAACCUACCUAAUAACCGGCGCCUCGUCCGGCCUAGGGCGCUCACUGGCUCUCGCAGCCCUAAAAGCCGGACACACCGUCCUGGCCACCGCGCGCAACCCGCUGCUGGCGGCGCAACACAACCCGCAGAUCACCGCACAAGGCGGGAUCUGGCUCCCGCUGGACGUGACCUCGCCGGACGCGACGGCGCACCUGCGCGCUGCCCUCGGCGACCGCGCCGUCGACGUGGUGAUCAACAACGCGGGGUACGCGGUGCUGGGCGCGCUCGAGGACAUGACGGAUUCCGAGGUGCGGGCGCAGUUCGAGACGAAUGUGUUUGGGGUUGUGCGCGUGCUGAAGGCUGUUUUGCCUUUGAUGCGGGCGAGGCGGCACGGUGUCGUGGUUAAUGUUAGUAGUAGCGCGGGGUUGGAUGGGUUGGCUGCUUGUGCUGGGUAUGCCGGGAGUAAAUUUGCUCUUGAGGGGAUGUCGGAGAGUCUUGCGCGCGAGCUCGCGCCGUUCAAUAUCCGCGUGCUGCUUGUCGAGCCGGGCACUCUGCGCACGAACUUCUGGUCGGCCUGUGUGGAGCCUGCGGCGGGGAUGAACCCGGAUUAUGCGGGGCCGGCCUUGGAGAUGACGCUGCGGAGGUUCAGGGAGAAUCGCUUGCGGCAGGCUGGUGGUGGGGAUCCGGGGAAGGCGGCGCAGCGUGUUGUGGAGGUUGUUGAUGGGACGGGGCUGGGGGCUGGGUUGGAGGGCUUGUUGCGGUUGCCGCUGGGUGAGGAUUGUUAUCGGCGGUUUGAGGCCAAGGUCGAGGGGCUGCGGGAUACGUUGGUGCAGACUAGGGAGAUUGCGCAUUCCAUUGGGGUUGAUUCUUAA
This is a messenger RNA of Aspergillus homomorphus CBS 101889, 858 nucleotides long. RefSeq names its product putative short chain oxidoreductase/dehydrogenase. The transcript has 2 exons. Lineage: Eukaryota; Fungi; Ascomycota; Eurotiomycetes; Eurotiales; Aspergillaceae. Gene Ontology annotation, molecular function: oxidoreductase activity. The record is from RefSeq and is a predicted model, not a curated record. The coding region runs from base 1 to 858 and encodes 285 amino acids.